AUGUCUAAGGAAAACUUAUCUUCUACUACUUCUACUCAAUAUGCUCAUUCUCAAUCGGUUUCUGAUACACCACAUAAUACCACUGACCCUAAACAACCGCCUCAAACUGAUCGUUCUUAA
This is a messenger RNA of Racocetra fulgida, 120 nucleotides long. NCBI's taxonomy places the organism in Eukaryota, Fungi, Glomeromycota, Glomeromycetes, Diversisporales, Gigasporaceae. The record is from the annotation of a GenBank genome assembly.